Arabidopsis arenosa is the source of this 1091-nucleotide messenger RNA. The record is from the annotation of a GenBank genome assembly. NCBI's taxonomy places the organism in Eukaryota, Viridiplantae, Streptophyta, Magnoliopsida, Brassicales, Brassicaceae.
AGGUUAUUAGGUUUUUACUUUGAACCCAUUGAGGUUUGUAAUAAAGAUGUUAUCAUUUCGAAUCCCGUCUAUCGGAGGCCAACCUACGGCAUUCGCUGCGAAAGUAACAGACAAUCCAAAGACCGUGGCACAACUUAAGUCGGCUGCAACGCCUUCACCUCAUAGUACCGUCACGUGCGGUUACCAAGCUCAUGUGGCAGGGUUCUUUCGAAACGUCACCGUUUUAUGGUCCAAGAAUCUCAUGAAUCAUUCCCUCACCGUAAUGGUCUCGAGUUUAGACAAUGACAUGAAUUAUUGUUGUAAGAUUGAUCUCGUGAAGCCAUGGCAGUUUUGGAGCAAAAGAGGCUCAAAAGCAUUCGACGUAGAGGGAAACUUUGUGGAGGUCUUUUGGGAUCUUCGAUCAGCAAAAUUGGCUGGAAACGGUAGCCCCGAACCCGUGUCAGACUAUUACGUGGCAGUAGUUUCUGAUGAAGAGGUUGUUUUAUUGUUGGGAGAUUUAAAGCAAAAGGCUUAUAAGCGGACAAAGUCAAGACCGGCAUUGGUGGAAGGGUUCAUAUAUUUUAAAAAGGAAAGCAUUUUUGGGAAGAAAACGUUUUCGACUCGGGCGAGAUUUGAUGAGCAAAAAAAAGAACAUGAAGUGGUUGUGGAAAGCUCUAAUGGAGCGGCUGAUCCUGAGAUGUGGAUAAGCGUGGACGGGAUCGUUGUCGUGCACGUGAAGAAUCUACAAUGGAAAUUUAGGGGAAAUCAAAUGGUGUUGGUGGAUAGAACGCCGGUAAUGGUCUACUACGAUGUUCAUGAUUGGUUGUUUUCAAGUUCAGAGACUGCGGCGACUUCAGGGUUGUUUUUGUUUAAGCCUGUUCCGGUUGGAGCGAUGGUAGAUGAGAGCUUUAGCGAUGCGGAGGAAGGAGAUAGCGGAGGAGGGAGUAGUCCUUUGAGUCGUUAUAAUUCAGCAUCAAGUGGUUAUGGACCAUUGCAUGACUUUUGUUUGUUUCUUUAUGCUUGGAAACUUGAAUGAAGAAUAUUAAUAUCAUAGUGUGUGCUUUUAAAUUUAAAUCUCUUUUGGUAAGGUGGAAUAGAAAUGAGGGUAAAGU